ACCGUGCACCGUUCCGUUGGGAUUUUCUUCGUUGUGUGUUUUUCAGACCGUUAUUAGUUAGCUGAUUUGGUUUCAUUCACAUGUAUAUUAUGUGAGCUGAAAAGCUAAAAGUUAAAGAAAUACCAUGUCGGAUAUAUUGUGCAGGUGGCUGAAUCAGGAGCUCCAGCUGUCAAAGUCUGUUGAGCCAAUGACAAUUACCAAAGAUUUCUCCAGUGGUUACCUCUUUGGCGAGGUUCUGCAUAAAUACCAGAUGCAGGACGAUUUCCGUAUGUUUAUGAGGAGAGACACCUCUGUCGCCAAAUUGAAUAAUUUUACCCGUCUGGAACCUACUUUCAAGUUACUGGGGAUCUCAUUCACUACAAAUACAGCCCAAGAUGUGAUGCGGGAGAAGCAAGGUGUGGCCACAUGCCUCCUUUAUGAACUACAUGUCUCACUUGAAAAGAAGAAGAAAGAAGGAAUUAGUCGCACAAUGAUGGAAAUCACGCAGCCUGCAGCCAGUGCAAACCUACUCAAGAAGGAGCAUAUCAUCUUCUCUGAUCGACUCCAUAAGGUGGUGAAAAGAGAUGCAGAUCUGAAGCUUCCCAACAUUUCUCAGCGCUAUGCGAAGAAAUACCAGCAUUUGAAUGGCAGGUCUGUGGUGACCCAUCCAAUGCUGCAAAAGAGACAAAAAAAAGAUCAGGGAGAGAAACGAAUCCAGGAUAUUAAGAAGCCAUCAGCAUGUCGUCAGAUGCACAAUGACAUGACUAACCAGGUGCAUGUGCCCAACCCACCUCCUUACACUUCUCGGCUGAACCUGAAAGAGAGACACCAGCAGCAGCAGCAGCAGCAGCAGCAGCAGCAACACAAAGAACGAGAAGAACAGGUUAUGCAGACAGUCCAAACAGAAAUAGACCAGUUUGAGGCAAAUAGGAAGAAAUUGACUUCUUCUGGUUUUGCUUCUGCUUCUAGUGAUCAGCCCCUCCUUGACAGUUUUCCCCUUGGCAGCAUCAACCAGGGCGGUGAAGUUUCUGAAAGUGGAACCAAGGUGACUUUACAAUCCAAUAGUAAGUAUAUUCAGGGGAUCCGUCAAAGGCUGCAGGACAGUGCUGAAUCUCGUGAGCGGAGAGAGAAAAGAGUCAACAGAUUCUUGGUGGAGCAGCUCAAGGCCCAAGAAGCUCGAGAGGAGGCGCGGUGGGAGGAGCAGCUGGUGAAACGUUUGACACGUCAGACUCAGCAGGAGAAACGUCUGGCAGUCCAGCUACUUCUUAUACGUAAGGAGAAGGAGGUGAUCCGGCAGAACCGCCUGUUCAGAGAGCAGCAGUACCAGCAGCGACGAGAGAAGGACUUCCAGGAAGCUCUGCACAGGGAGUCGAUUUUGGCUCAGCAGGUUAAGUUGGACUGUGAAGAAAGGAUCAGACAGGAACUUGGACACUGUAACCGGAUUGCUUCUGAGCGAACUCAGAUUCAACAAAAGGAGCACUUAAAGAGCUGCAGGGGCAUUUUGGAGCAGAUAGUGGAUUUGGCAACAAAAGUUGGAGAAUAUCGACUGCUCACUGGGAAUUUGAUUCCAGAGAAGAUGACGAGAGAGUGGAAGGAAUUGCUGUUGUGUGGUCUGCCUCUCUAUGAGCCGAUAAAGGGCCACCAGCCAGAGUUUGAUUUGGCCACUCCAUUAGAUCCCGUAGAGCUUAAGAAGCAGGAGAUACUCGACACACAGGACUAUGAUGAAUACAGUAAUGUAGUAGGUGAGUGGGCAUGGCCAGAGGAAGCAGAGGGGACAAAACUACUCCCAACUAACAACGACACACUUGGACAUGUUGUCCAGCGCCUGAGGAACAUUGUUCACCCACCCUGCUCGGAACCGUCUCCACCUUUACUUCCUCACUUUGCCAUCAAGGCCUGUGUCCUGGGCAAGAUUUGCUCUGGCAAGACCAGCUGCCUGGCCAAGAUUGCUGAAGCACACGGCUUCUGUGUCUUAUCGGCCGACGCACUGAUCGAGGAGGCACUGCAUGCUUACAAGGUCGGAGAGAAGGUUAGUCAGAUACAGUGCACCAGUGUACUGUACGGUUCAUACUUUUUAUCGAAUCCAAUUUUUUUAUUAUUAUUUUUUUUUCUUUUUAUAAAAUCUCUCCUCAAUGAUGCCAGAUAUUUCACUGUUCAAAACAAAUUUUUUGGCGGGGUGCAAAAUGUACAGGUCCCAGAGCAGCUGGGAGGUAAAGAAAAUGAGCAACUGGUCACAUCCUCCGCAUCACUGAAAUCUGAUUAUGAUACCCAAGAAGAAAAUAAAGACAGCAAUGCAACACUGUCAACACGCGCCGUACAGGGAGAAGCUGCAGACAAAGAGAUGAGGAAUGGGAACCCCAUCCCUAAUGAGCUGCUAGUGGACAUUAUAGUAGAGGCAAUCAGUCGCGUUCCAGCUCAGUCAGGGUGGAUCCUGGACGGCUUUCCACUGGACAUCACUCAUGCCUUCCUGCUAGAGAAAGCCCUCGGUGGGUCUGUAGACUUAGGGGAGGAAGUUGUAAACAGCAAGACAAACCUUGUUGUUGAUCCUAAUCCACCUAAACCUACACCACCACCCGCACCUGUGCUGGAUUUGGCUCUGCUGCUUGACAUCCCUGAUGAGUGUGUAGUCAGACGGGCACUCAGUCACAUCGAUAGUUCUGCAGCCUCACAACCCACAGACAAGACCUUGUAUUGGGCACAGAUCCCACACAGGAUCACAGCUUUUCAGGAUGCCUGGCCAGAGUUAGAGAGGUGGUUUGGUGCAAAGCAAAAUAUUCUGGUCCGUGUCGAUGCAGAUGUGGACGACGGGGAGCUUUACAGAAGAGUGGAGUCUGCCAUGCAGCAAGCUCUCGCCAGUCCCUUUGAAGACGUAGUGAUUGACAGUGGGAAAACUCCAGAGUUAUCAACCUCACCUCCGCCUGCUGACCAGCUUCCAGCACUUGGUGAUGAAGACCCCGGUCUUACAGAGUGCCACUCUAGUCCAAAGGAGGAAAACACACAUUCUUCUGGAGAGAACUCUACUAAUGUGUCUCCUGCGUCACUGACCAACGAGGACUCUCUAGGAGGUGGUAAGAAUCCACCUGAGUCUGCCUCUUCCAGUCCAGACUCGCCCAGCUGCAUCUAUGUGGAUGAACCCCUUCCUCCAGAGAUCCCAGAGUUCCUGUGCUCACAUUGGGACACGGUGUGUGAUUCCUACGUGAGCAAUGUAAAGACAGUGAUGCAGCAGCUGCGCUCACAGCGUACUCUUAUUUUUCAGUACCUCUUCAAUAUCAGAGAGGGAUAUAAACAUUACUUGGGACGUCCAGACUUGAAGCAGGAGUUUGUGUCUCGGUGGCAGAAGGACUUCAACAGCAUACCUGAUGACAUGAGAGAAGAUGAGGAUACCAAGGCAGAGCUACAUCUAAGACUGGAUGAACUGCGUGAACAUUUGUGCGACAUUACUGAGGAACGUAAAGUGGAGGAUGAGCAGGAGAGGACCGCUUUAAUGAGUAAUGGCUGGUUGGAGGACAACACUUCUGUCCUCGUCAAUCACCACUCUACACUCAUGCAGGUGGAAAUGGCCCGUUUCUGGGAGACACUCUGUUUUCUCAAGUUGUACUAUUUGAACAUGCACAGUCAGACGCCACCGCAACUACCCUCCAAAUUUGUCAGUAUCCCUUUACUCGGCGCCCCAGGAAGUACAGAUCACCAGGACAGCAGGCGUCCUGCCUCCUCACGAAGGGCCUCCAAGACAGGAGAUCUGGAUGGGAAAGAACCUCCACCGUAUGAGAAACUGAUCUCUGACUACGAGGAGACACUGACAACCAUCAGCAAACUGGUGUUAACAGAAGUCCGCCAGUGUGAGGCGAAAGAGAAGAAGGAGGCAGUAGAAGAGAAUGAGAAAAAUGAGAAAAAGAAGGCCCCUUCAAGCGCAGCCAAAACGAAAAAAGAAAAGCCUUCAUCAAAAAAACAGAAAGGUCCACCGUCCCCAGAUCCAGUACCCAGCCCUGCACCAGUUGAGGACAAAAACUUGGAGAAGAUUUGUGAACAACAGAUUAUGAAAAGAAUACACGAGGAAUAUAUAGCUGCUCUGAAACAUGAGGAGAGUAGAGCUAAGGAACAGAUUGCUUUGGUGAAAUGUCAUGGUGUUGCAAUGCUGCAGUCCCUGCAAAGCAGAGCAGAACAGACCUUCAGCAGUAUGGAGGAGUGCUCCCAGGAACGGCAUCUUGCUGAAAUGAGGAGCAUUGACCAGUUACAAGUGGUUUUACAAAUUGUUUGCCACCACAUACAGAGAGGCACUAAACUGCAGAACCAGCUGGUGUUGGAAGGUACUGACUUCUAUAUAAACGGAGACUGCCUCAUGGAGGCCAUCCCACCUCCGCCUCCCAGAGCACCCUCACUAGAGAAACCCAAAGGAUCCACCCCAACCAUCACUCAGCUAGAGUCACUUCGCCAUCAGCUGUUCCACAUUGCUCCAUCAGGUCUCAUGUGCAGUUUUGAGUUUUCCAGUGUGCUCAAAAAUAUCACUUCUGUUAAAACGGGCAGAGACACUCUGCCAGAGGCCUGGAUGGCCAGCAGUGAUACACAGUUGAUGGAGAUUGUGUCUUUGUUCGUGGAUGAGUGCGACCUCAUUGACUGGCGUAGGUUUCUGCUCAGUGCUGCUCUCCCUUGGCCAUUUCCCUCAAUAACACAGCUGCUGGAUGUGCUACAAGGUUUCAAGGCAGCGGACACUGGUGCUAAGGGCUAUAUAAACGAGGAACAAUACCUACAGACAGAGUUGUGGUUUUCCAGUGAGAGUAUCCUGGCUGUUCCUGAGGACCCCUCUGAGCCUGCACCUUAUGACCGUCUAGCUAACCUGCGCAAGUUCUUUUUCCAGUUGUUUGCAGACCACCGCUCCUUCGCUACCCCCCAACUGGAUUACGUGUCCAUGCUGCAGUACUUUGCAGCCGACCCAAACCCCAAACAGGGUUUCAUCAGAGCUCUUAGUGUGCAGCAGGGACAACAUCUCAAGCUCACCUCGCUAGAGCAUCUUGUUAAGUCCAUGCCCAGUAUAGAAGAGGACCCUGAGCUCUCCUCCUUAGAACAGGAUGGCAACUCCAAGGAACACGAGCAGGAAGUGUCAAUUCCUGCAAUUCUUGCCGUCAUCUGCCACAAGAUCCCCAAGAUGAAAGACAAGUGUCCCCUUCGUCCUGCCUGCCUGAGUCUGGAGGAGCACACUGAGCACCUGGAGCAGAUAUUUAGAGAGCUGGGAUACAAGCCUGAAGACUGCAUCCCCUUCUCCAUCCUCUCUGAGCAUCCUUUCAUCCAGGGGCUGAUGGAGACAUCAACACACUACCAGCUUGUAAACGUUCACAGGUUGCUACUGGUGGACCAGGAUGAAGAUGAAGAGUCACUUUGACUUUAGUUUCCUAAAAAAUAAGAUAAAAUACAGUAUAUCUGGGUAAGAGGUACAGUACACCCUGAACAGCUCGUCAGUCCAGCAUACUGAAUAUCAUUAGCCUAAUAGCAUGACUGCCUAACUUGUAUUCGGCAAACGAGAAUAAACACCAUUUUUUAGCAAGAACAGAGAAGUUUCGUUUGCUCACAAGACCAAAAUAAGUGAUUCAGUGUUUCCCUGAGAUCAAAGUGUCUUCUCAGCCUUUGUGUAUAAAGAUUAAUAGGGUAAAAUCAAUGGAUCAUUUUGAAGGACAUCUCUCUGGUUAAACAAAACUUAUUGGGCAAUAGACAAACUUUAUCCCAACGAAUGCUCCCAGCAAAGGUAUGGCGGUAUGAUAAAGCAGAAGGUGAGCUCAUCAUGUAUUGUUGGAAAGGUUGUUGAAUAAUAUGGCUUCUCUUUUUUGGGUAGUACGCACACGUAUAAAUGUAAAGUGGCGGAGGGUCCCUGCACAGUAGUAAAAAUUACACAUAAGAUUUUGGACUCUAAAAAGCGUCCUGAUUGGCCGAGGACAUAAGGAAUAAUGCAGCAGUGAUAUGAGAGUUAAGUUAAUUAGAUAUCACAAUUUCGCCAAAAAAUGACUUAGGCCAUUAUGCUAUUAGGCUAACGAUAUGCUGCUGUUGUCUCCUAUGUAAAUAUUUCUUUGAAUUAUUGUCUCUUGUGUCUGAAAUUAUUAUUUUAUGUCAUUCAAACAUAUUUACACUUUCAACACCUUGAUUCAGUGCAAAGGCAUGAGUAUAGCAGGUGAGGGUCAGAAUAAUUACAAUAAUUAAUUCAUUUUCUUUUGGAUUGUUUUUAUGUUGCACUCUUUGGCACAGAUCAGCAUCAGUUGCAAUGUCUUACAAGUUAUGUCAGCCAUUCUGUAUAGUCUGCUGUCUACAACUCAGACCAAUGUGCAUGUUAUAUAGAUAAGUUUAAUAUUAAACAUGUGUUCCUGUAUAACUGGUUUUGUAUUUUCACUGAGGAUUUUGUAAUGCAGCCUGUUUACCGUGAUUUUUACUGAAAUAAAUAAAAUAAAUUGAAAUUUAAAACUGUC
Messenger RNA from Mugil cephalus (flathead mullet), 6428 nucleotides. It is a transcript of the gene spef2, whose product is annotated as sperm flagellar 2. Bases 125 to 5356 code for a protein of 1743 amino acids. Gene Ontology annotation, biological process: sperm axoneme assembly. Gene Ontology annotation, molecular function: protein binding. NCBI's taxonomy places the organism in Eukaryota, Metazoa, Chordata, Actinopteri, Mugiliformes, Mugilidae. The record is from RefSeq and is a predicted model, not a curated record. Gene Ontology annotation, cellular component: manchette; sperm midpiece. The transcript is spliced from 37 exons.